Molecule: messenger RNA, 1671 nt
Organism: Eimeria tenella
Lineage: Eukaryota; Apicomplexa; Conoidasida; Eucoccidiorida; Eimeriidae
Exons: 1
Coding region: 1-1671 (556 amino acids)
Source: RefSeq, a predicted model, not a curated record
AUGCUGGGCCGGCUCGUGGCGCUGCUGCUGCAGCGGCUGCUGCGCAGCUUUGGCCUGGACGCAGCAGAAGUGUCUGCCAGCGCCCGCGAGGGCCUGGUGGUCAAGGGCCUGGUUUGCUGCUGCAGCAGCCUCAGCUCUGUGCUGCUGCUGCACUCGCUGCUCAUUGGGGAAAUUCGAAUUGAGGCCUCAUGGAAGCAGCUGCUGCAGCAGCUGCUGCUGCAGCAGCAGGGGCUUCUGCAGGUGCACGUACACCGCGUCUAUGCCCUCGUGGCCACGCAAAGCGACCUGCCCACUGCGGGCCUCAACGCGAAGCAGCAGCAGCAGCAGCAGCAGCAGCAGCAGCGGCAGAGCUUGUGGACGCGCAUGCAUGGAGUUUUUUUCUCGCCCCUGUGGCGCGCCGUGGGGGGCCUCCUAAUCAGAGGCCCACACGCUUCCAGCAGCAGCAGCAGCAGCAGCAGCAGCAGCAGCAGCAACAGCAGCAAACCGGGGCGUCUUGGCAUUCAGCAGAAGCUGCUGCAGCGGGUUCUGCUGCUGCUGUCUCGAAAGCUGUCAGUUCGCAUUGAAGAUGUCCACCUGCGGCUGGAGGACGCAACGGGACGUGCGCAUUUUGCUGCAGCAGCAGCAGCUGCUGCAGAUGGCCCGUGGGAGCAGCUGCAGCAGCAGCAGCAGCAGCCACAGCAGCAGCAGCAGCAGAGGAGAAGCAGGAGAGCCUGCCAGCCACUGAGCUGCAGCAUAGACGUGAGGCCAGUGCAGUGCGGGCUGAUAGCUGCUUCCGUGUCUUUGACGCCCGGAGCAGCAGCAGCAGCAGUAGAAGAAGCAGCAGCAGCAGCAGCAGCGCCAGCAGCAGCAGCAGCAACCGCUGCAGCUGCGGGCCGCGGGCCCGGCGCUGCGCGGCUGCGGCGCCUCUCAGACCCCACACCUUUAAAAGCAGCAGCAGCAGCAGCAAAUGCAGCAGCAGAAGCACCGGCUGCUUCUGCGGGGUGUACGUACACCCCAAGCUGCGCAUACACCCCACAGCGCAGCGCCCUCUUGCGGCUGCAGUCCUUCCCCCCGCUGUGCUGCACCUCGGGCCGCGCUGCUGCAGCAAACGGGGCUGCGCUGCCCGCUGCAGCAGCAGCAGCAGCAGCAGGCGAGGAGGAGGAGGCAGCUACGUCGCAGACGGCAACUGCUGCAGAAGCGGCGGCAGCGGCAGCAGUAGCAGCGACAGAAGUUGCUGCAGCAGAUGGUGCCGCAGCAGCAGACAGUGCUGCAGCAGCAGACAGUGCUGCAGCAGCAGCAGCUAGCGCUGCAGCAGCAGCUCUGUGGCGUGGCUGCGAUUACGAAGGGGCCUUGUCCCUAGGGGGAGAGGCCCUAGACAGCAGCAGUAGCAGCAGCAGCAUUAGCAGCAGCAGCAGCAGCAACAGCAGCACGUCACAACUACUACCAAGCGCCAAGGCGGAAGCAGACAAAGGCGCUGCUGCGAACCAGCCGCAGCAGCAGGAACAGCAGCAGCAGCAGCAGCAGGGGUUGGAAGGCGUCAGUGUUGUGCAGGCAGCAGGCGUUGCUGCUUAUUGGAACUGCUGCUGCUGGAGGCUGACUUCGAGGCAGCAAGUGAAACCCGACUCGUCAGCCUUUCUUGCUGCCUUCCAGCAGCAGCAGCUGCAGCAGCAGCAGCAGCAGCAGCACGGGUGA